CUUAAAACCUUCGGGCUCCGUAAGAGUAAUGGCUAAACAAAGAACUCCAAUUGGCCAAAGUAAAAACUUUAAUGCAUCCACAUCUUAUCAACAUGAGCCAGCACAGAAUAAUAUCCUUGUACCUCCUGGUUUUGAUCAAAUUGAAGAUGAUGUUUCCCUCUCUACAGAAGUUGAAGUGAUGCAAGAUACUCAGACAAACGAAACAAUUGUAGGUCCUCGUGAAUCUGAGAAAGCAAAAAAGGUGAGAGGAAAGAACAUUUGUAAAAAUGUUGCAAGACUCAAACCUGGAGAAAGGUUGAGCGUCACUUUUUACCAGAAUCGAACUGUUGGGAAGCAUGCUACCUCGUUUAUGAGACACUUGGGUAUUUUAGUUCGUGAUCGUAAUAUGUGCCCAUUGCGGGUACACUCCUGGAAGGACAUCGAAGAAGAUAAGCUAGAACACAUGUGGAAUGCUGUUACUGAUAAAUUUGUCUGUGACAACAUGAAUGAUCAAAAAGAACAUGUCUUACAACAUAUGAGAAGGUUAUGGAAUAACUGGAGAGGAUCACUGCACAAUAAUAUGAAGUCUAAGCCAUUCCGCGAUGCUCUAAAAGAUGUACCAAGGGAGAUAAACGAGAAUGAUUGGGAAUGGCUGGUUAAGGAGCAUUUCUUAAGUGACAAGUUUAAGGAAACAAGUACAAGAAACUCCGUCAAUAGGUCUAAGUUGAGAAUGCCUCAUCGUACGGGUAGUAAGCCUAUUAGACAGAUUACAUAUGAACUGGGAGGUAAAGAUGGUAAACCACCAAGCAUGGAUACUAUGUUCUUCCAAACUCGUAAGAAGGAUAACAAGCUUGUCGAACCUGAAACAAUUGCAAAAUAUGCUGAAAUCCAAAAAUUGGUUCAAUCUGAUUCGUCAUUUACAAAUAUUGAAGUCGUAGAAAAGUGCUUUGGACCUCAACGUAAGAGUCAUGUAGUUGGAUUUGGUGGUGGGAUAACCGCUAAAGAGUUGUAAGGUGGUAACUCUUCAAAGGCUGCCUUGUUAGAUAAGUUGAAUGCAAGUGAAAAAGAAAAUGAAUCACUAUAAAGACGCAUGGAUGAGUUAGAGAAUUAAUGUGAACGCAUGGAUGAGCUAGAGAGUAAAUAUGAACGGCUUGCAAGUGCAGUGUUUGGUCAGCCUUCAUCACCAUCAUCUUCAAAUGAUCAAUAGAUUGAAUCAUUUAACAGCUCAAGAAUUUGACGGAUGAAGAGUCUAUCGUUCAAGAAAGGAGCAACUUGAAGUACAAGGCGACUUUUAUAAUAUUAGGGGUGGUUUACAGACAAUGUCUUAUGUAGAAAUACUGCAAUUUUUAUCUUUU
Lycium barbarum (goji berry) is the source of this 1334-nucleotide messenger RNA. RefSeq lists its product as uncharacterized. Lineage: Eukaryota; Viridiplantae; Streptophyta; Magnoliopsida; Solanales; Solanaceae. The transcript is spliced from 7 exons. The record is from RefSeq and is a predicted model, not a curated record. Bases 29 to 991 code for a protein of 320 amino acids.